This is a messenger RNA of Saimiri boliviensis boliviensis (Bolivian squirrel monkey), 1121 nucleotides long. RefSeq names its product RAD52 motif-containing protein 1. The record is from RefSeq and is a predicted model, not a curated record. Gene Ontology annotation, molecular function: RNA binding. Gene Ontology annotation, cellular component: nucleolus. NCBI's taxonomy places the organism in Eukaryota, Metazoa, Chordata, Mammalia, Primates, Cebidae.
CCGCGCAGGCGCGGUGAAGGAAGGAUGGCGGAGUUGGUACCUUUUGCGGUUCCCACCGAGAGUGACAAAACCUUGCUAGUGUGGGAGCUGAGCUCCGGACCCAAGGCUGAAGCUUUGCAUCAUUCUCCGUUCACAGCAUUUUCCCAGUUUGGCCUUCUGUAUUCAGUCCGGGUCUUCCCAAACGCUGCGGUGGCUCAACCUGGUUUCUAUGCGGUCAUUAGGUUUUAUUCAGCAAGAGCCCAAAAGGCAUGCGACUGGAAGCAGCUUUUUCAGACAUCUCCUGUCAAGGUUCGUCUUGGCACCAGACAUAAGGCAGUUCAACAUCAGGCCCUUCCCCUGAACAGCUCCCAAUGCCAAGAACUAGCGAAUUACUACUUCGGUUUCAAUGGAUGUUCAAAAAGGAUCAUCAGGCUGCAGGAGCUUUCUGACCUUGAAGAAAGGGAGAAUGGAGAUACCAUGGUGCCACUUCCGAAGCAAAGCCUGAAGUUCUUCUGUGCUUUAGAGGUGGUGUUGCCAUCCUGUGAUUGCAGGACUCCUGGCACUGGCUUGGUGGAGGAGCCUGUGAAUAAGAUGGAGGAAGGACCGCUAUCAUUCCUUAUGAAAAGGAAGACAGCCCAGAAGCUUGCUAUUCAGAAGGCUUUGUCAAACGCAUUCCAGAAACUGUUGAUUGUGGUUCUAGAAAGUGGUAAAAUAGCUGUGGAGUACAGACCCAGUGAAGAGAUCAUAGAUGUCAGAUGGGAAGAGGAGCUGCAUCGUUUAAUUCAAGUCAGUUGCUCUCCCUGGAAGCGGUAUGGCCAAGAGGAGAAUGAGUAUCUCUCGGAUUUCAGCUUGGAGGAGGAAGAGUUUAGGCUGCCAGAACUUGACUAGCACUUCUGAAUAUCUCGAAGCAAGGUCCCGUAACUUCCUUAGGAAGCUCUGUCAUGCCCCUACCCCACCCCACCACAACAGGCUGCUGGAGUCCUGGGACCACCUGGGUCUGCUGCCCAAAUCAUUCCUGACCAACAGGAGGGAGUGGUGUUCUGGUGGGGCAGGAAGGGAGGCUUGGGUGGGACUGUGGGUUAAGAGCGCUCUGGUGACUGUGAGGAUCUAGACCAGAGCCUAAUAACAGUUGCCUAAAUAAA